Molecule: messenger RNA, 3306 nt
Organism: Corticium candelabrum
Lineage: Eukaryota; Metazoa; Porifera; Homoscleromorpha; Homosclerophorida; Plakinidae
Product: serine/threonine-protein kinase D3-like
Exons: 18
Coding region: 80-2995 (971 amino acids)
Biological process (GO): protein phosphorylation
Molecular function (GO): protein kinase activity; ATP binding
Source: RefSeq, a predicted model, not a curated record
ACUUGUUCACCGAUCUCAUCCAGUGACGGUCUGUUGCUCGUUUCUCUGCGGAUCGCCGCGUGCGCGACGAGACCCGACGAUGGCAGAACGCGGCAUACGACUGACAUUUCAAUGCGGUUUGUGUAAGGAGCAGGUGCAAGUGAAUUCUAUGGAAAUGAGAGCUCUAUACGAUCAGGCAUUUCACUUUCUAGAACGCCAGUAUCCUGAUAAUGUCACUAAAUACAUUGACCUUCAAGACAACAUAAUUCUGAUGGUUCACAAGGGAGAGUCAAUGCAGACGGAGACGAUGGAAAUAGUGACGGACGUCAGCUCACUGAAGAUGGGAGAUCUCGUUGAGAUUGUCGUUUCUGGUCACGUGCAUGAGAUGAACACGAACAUUCGACCACACAUGUUAUUUGUUCAUUCGUACAAGUCACCGACGUUCUGUGACUUUUGUGGUGAAAUGCUGUGGGGUCUAGUGAGGCAAGGAGUCAAGUGUGAUGGUUGUGGGUGUAAUUACCACAAACGUUGUGCAUAUCGUAUCCCCAACAAUUGCUCACGAAAGAGAGAACAAAUGAGGCGACAAUCAGUGGCCGCAACGACCACCCCAAACCUGCCAUCUCAAGUUGAUAUUGUGUCGAUCCUUGAGUCUGCAAAAGUGCGACCGAAUCAGUUGACUGGACCGGGUGGGAAUUAUGUUGCUCGGCCGAUUGAGAUUGAUAUUUUUAUGAGGCCGCAUAUUAAGAAGGUCGUGCCGCAUCGGUUUGCGACGCACACGUACAAGACGCCGACUGUUUGUAUGUAUUGCAAGAAACUGCUUGUCGGUGUUGUGCGACAAGGCAAAAAGUGUAAGGAUUGCAAGUAUAAUGUUCAUAAGAGCUGUGAACGCUAUGUGGAUAUGCACUGUGAAAGACAGAUUCAAGACAACUUACGACAAAUGUCAUUGGUUGGCUCACGAUCUUCAAGCCACUCUGUAGAUGAUUCUGACUCUCUGAUUGUUGAGAAUCCUGUACUAGCAAAAGAUCCCGCUAGUUUGCAGAACAGUGGUGGAGCAACGAUUGUGGAGAAGGUUGUGCAUGUAGAUGUUCAUGUUGAUGAUCACGAGCAACGUGAACGUGCAAGCAGCGAGGAAGAAUUGAAGGAGAAUGGAACUGAGCAGAAACAGGAAGUAGAGAGUCCUGAUAUAGAUGACAGCGCUUCUGACUCAUCAUCGCUAGCUGAUGUUUCAUCUCAACGUCUUAAAACUGACACAUCAACUGUGUUCAUCCCUCUGACAAGGGUAUGCCAGUCAGUGAGGACGACGAAACGUUUUCUCAACAAAGUGCUGAAGGAAGGUCCGUUGAGUCACUUUACAAACGUGGAUCCGAAUAGAAAAACUCACUGGUGGUGUCUCGACACCAAAAACCUCUGCCUCUACAAAGACAACCAGAGCACCCACCCCACACUCAUCCUCCCCCUCAGCGAGAUCCUCGCCAUCGAGUACUCCAUCGACACUCCAGCAGCCAAACACAACUGGACACCUCACUGUUUCACGAUGCGAACGGCCAUCACAAUGUACUACGUCGGCGAGAACAAACGUCAGACAGGCUCGUGGGAUGCCUCACGCUUGUCGUUUGACAGUGUGGCUGGCACUCAGGAGACGAUGUCGUCUACACAGGUUGCUGAGAGUUGGGAGGAGGCGAUUCAUCAGGCGCUCAGGCCGGUGGCUCCAAGGUCGUCUGGGAGUAUUAAGAGGCGGUCGGGAUCGGAGAGUAAGCAGCAUGCGACGUCGGGUAGGGCUGGACAGGAGGUGGUGGAAGAGACGACUGUAGAGGAGGUGAAAGAAGAGGAGGAGGAUAUCGCACAACGUUAUCAACUAUUCACAAAUGAAAUCCUUGGUUCAGGUCAAUUUGGAAUCGUUUAUGCAGGAGUGCAGAGAUUGUCAGGCAAAGAGGUCGCCGUCAAGGUGAUCGAUAAGUCACGUUUUCCUACGAAACAGGAAACAGCCUUGAAGAAUGAAGUUGCUAUUCUGGAGCUUCUUGUACAUCCAGGCAUCGUCACGGUGGCUGAAAUGUUUGAGACUUCAGAAAGGGUAUUUGUUGUGAUGGAGAAAAUGAAAAACGACAUGCUAGAGAUGAUUCUCAACAACAGAAAGCCAAAAGGUCGCCUACCAGAACGAGUCACAAAAUUCAUCACGUUCCAGGUGUUGACUGCCAUGAAAUUUCUCCACACGAAGAACAUCGUCCAUUGUGAUUUGAAGCCGGAGAAUGUGUUGCUUGCCAGUGAGAGUUCUAUGCCACAGGUAAAGAUCUGUGACUUUGGUUUUGCACGAAUUAUUGGAGAAAAAUCGUUCCGAAACUCGGUUGUUGGCACGCCGGCUUAUUUGGCACCGGAAGUGUUGAAAAGCAGGCCGUACAAUCGAUCAUUGGACAUGUGGUCUGUUGGUGUUAUUGUGUAUGUAAGUUUGAGUGGCACAUUUCCGUUCAGCGAGGACGAGGAGAUUGCUGAUCAGAUACAAAAUGCUGCAUUUAUGUAUCCUGCUAAUCCUUGGGCAGAAAUCUCUCGAGAAGCUAUUGAUCUCAUUGGCAAACUUCUGCGUGUUGAUCAGAGAAGACGUUACACUGUAGCAAGAGCAGGAAACCACAUCUGGUUCCAAACACGCGAGGCAUGGGACGACCUUCGCAGACUAGAAGCCCAAGUAGGUCAACGCUACCUCACAGAUGAGAAACUUGAUUCCUACUGGCUGCAACAGUCAACCAACCCUGUUGGUCACAAUCCCAUCGACGACCAUCCAGUCGUCACCAACGGCUCCCAUUCUCUCACAACCGGAAAGAACGAGACAGAGACAGCAAGCAGUCGAGCAGAAACAAAGAAACAGAAUAAACCAGUCAAGAGCAAACGGGACGCAUUCAAAGCUUCAAAGAAAUACAAGACAGUCAGUGAAGGUUUGGCCGUACCGACUGGUGACGAUGACAGUCAUGCUGAAGAGGUAGAACGUCGUUUGUCGAAGCUCGGAUAUCAAGUCAGUCCAUUAUAGAAGAAUUAUGUCAAGCAUUAUUACAAGAGAUUGCAAGGGAUUUAGCUCAUCAUUUCUGAUCAUUUGCUGUACGUUGGAGCUGCAAUAUAAUUUAUGAUACGUAGACUCUCUGAUUCAAGUUGACUCAUCAUCACUAUUGUACGUAUUUUAAAAGACACAGCUGUCACGUGACUGCUGGUGACUUACCAGUUUGUAGGAAUGCUUUUAAAUGAAAUGAUUGUAGAAGAAUGUAUAGUUGAAGAAAGUUGAGAAGAGAAGCGUGUAUGGCGUUUUGACAUAGGUACUAAUAGAUGUGAUGUGUGUGUGUUAAA